UGCUAAGCUGCGCAGAUUGCGCACGAAAGCACCACCCAUCACCAGAACUACCGCGACCCACCGUAAAGCUCACAUAAUCAUUUCUCAUCGUUGGCGAGAUUCAAAGGGCAUUUCGGUCAAAUCCCCCUUUUAUGCCUUCUGCUCUACAUUACGCGGAAGCGCGUAAAAUGCGCCGCAAGUGUGCUGAGGUGGCAACGCCGAGUGCUCGUUUUAAAAGGAGAGCUGUCGCUGCUGUGAGAUGACCUGAGCGGUGAUAGAGCUUGAUCUGUCGAGGAGAGAGUAUUGCAAUCUAUCAGAAACCAGAGUAGCGCCGAAGAGAUCUCUGUCUACGAAAAUGAGACCAGUGGUCCUGCAUUUGUUUUGUCUAGCUUUAGCUUGUUUGAGCAUCUUUCAGGUGAGAGGAGACGACCCAUACAGAUAUUUCACCUGGACUGUUACCUAUGGAACAAAUUCACCUCUUGGCAUCCCUCAACAGGUUAUCCUCAUCAAUGGAAUGUUUCCUGGCCCUCGGCUUGAUUGCGUGACCAAUGACAACAUUAUCCUCAACCUCAUUAAUAAGCUGGAUGAGCCAUUCCUCUUGACAUGGAAUGGCAUUAAACAAAGGAAGAACUCGUGGCAAGAUGGAGUGCUGGGGACCAAUUGCCCAAUCCCCCCAAACUCAAACUACACAUACAAGUUCCAAACUAAAGAUCAGAUCGGAACCUUCACAUACUUUCCAUCAACCCAAAUGCACAGGGCUGCUGGAGGGUUUGGAGGUUUGAACGUCUAUGAGAGACCAAGGAUUCCAAUCCCAUUUCCCAGUCCUGAUGGAGAUUUCACUUUACUAGUUGGUGAUUGGUACAAAGCCAGUCAUGAGGCAUUACAGAAAAACUUGGACUCCGGGAACCCUCUCCCAUUCCCUGAUGGUGUUCUUAUAAAUGGUCAGCCCCACUCCACUUCUUUCAGUGGCGAUCCAGGGAAAACAUACAUGUUCAGGAUCUCAAACGUAGGUUUGUCAACCUCAUUUAACUUCAGGAUUCAAGGACAUAGUAUGAAACUGGUUGAAGUAGAAGGAUCUCACCCAAUCCAGAAUUUCUACAGUUCUCUCGAUGUACAUGUCGGCCAAUCAGUGGCUGUCCUGGUCAAGUUAGAUCAGCCACCCAAAGAUUACUACAUUGUUGCAUCGACUCGCUUCACGAAACAAAUUCUGAAUGCAACAGCAGUAUUACAUUACAGUAAUUCCCAAAUGACAGUUUCUGGGCCAUUGCCCGCUGGUCCUACUUACCAAAAACACUGGUCCCUAAUGCAGGCCAGGACCAUCAGAUGGAACUUGACAGCAAACGCAGCCAGGCCAAACCCUCAAGGCUCAUACCACUAUGGAACAAUUACGCCAACGAAGACGAUUGUGUUGGCCAACUCGGCACCUCUGAUAAAUGGUAAGCAGCGUUAUGCUGUUAAUGGGGUCUCCUACAUUGUACCUGACACACCUCUGAAGCUCGCGGAUCAGUUCAACAUCCCUGGCAUCUUCGAAUUCAACACCAUCCAGGACCUGCCAAAAGAUACCCCCACAGUCCUUGCCACCCCAGUCAUGCCUGCUUCCCUCCAUGACUUUUAUGAAAUAGUCUUUCAAAACAACGAGAACACCAUGCAAUCCUGGCAUCUUGAUGGUUACGACUUCUGGGUUGUUGGGUUUGGUAAUGGGCAGUGGACACCAGCCUGCAAGAGAAAGUACAAUCUUGUUGAUGCUGUCACAAGGCAUACCACUCAGGUGUAUCCAAGGUCUUGGACUGCAAUCUUGGUGUCGUUGGACAACCAAGGGAUGUGGAACAUACGGUCUGCAAUGUGGGCUAGGCAGUAUCUGGGUCAGCAAUUCUAUCUCAGAGUAUGGACCUCAGAACACAAACUUUCAAACGAAUACAACAUGCCUCUAAAUGCACUACUCUGCGGAAAAGCCAAGGGUCUUCACGCAUAGUAAGGUUUGAUAUCUCUGUGAAUUUUAAUUAUUUUUAUGUCACAAUGGUGUGACAGCAAUGUAAGGGAAAAGAAAAGGGAAAGAAUGUGUUUUGAGUGUAUCUUUAUGCACAGUUUGCUUCUCAUAGUUAAUAAUUUUAAGCAUUUUCAACCA
Messenger RNA from Magnolia sinica, 2104 nucleotides. RefSeq names its product L-ascorbate oxidase homolog. The transcript has 9 exons. Lineage: Eukaryota; Viridiplantae; Streptophyta; Magnoliopsida; Magnoliales; Magnoliaceae. The record is from RefSeq and is a predicted model, not a curated record. Bases 335 to 1951 code for a protein of 538 amino acids. Gene Ontology annotation, molecular function: oxidoreductase activity; copper ion binding.